AUGGUAUUCAUAAGAGAUAUCGCGUCUCUCCGCCUUACGUUCGUAUUCACUCUUUUCCCAUGUCAACAAGUCCUCGCAUCCCCUGCCUCUCAAGUAAUCCAGCCCGAUACUGGCCCUCUCUCCCUUUUCGAACUUGUCCAGAAAACCUUCCACCGCAUAGUCGAAGUUGGAUUUCUCCGUGGCAUUCUAACCUGGCUGUUGAUCUUGGGAUGUCUGGUCUGCCUUCUCAUCGGUGUUCUCAACGGGUUGGCCGCCUAUCUUCGGCGUCAUGACCCGAAGUUGUGGGAACAACAUGACGAGAUCAAUACCUUCGAAGGCGAAAAGGAUGAAGAAGAGGAGCCGGCCUCGUCUUCAGUCGGAAAGCGUCUGAACAGACCUGACACCGAACACACCGACAAGUUGCAGUCCCAAUGCCAAAGCCGAAUCUCCCGGUAUCUUGCCAGCAACCCUUCAAUACCUAUCACAAAGAUCAGUAUCCGUGCCUCACCGCGUCGACCACCAACUACAACUUGUGCUUUAUCUGCACCGUCUUGGUCCUCUCCGCGGACCCCAACACGAACUCCUGUAACGCCACUCCGCUCUGCCCUCUCCAAAUCACCAGCCUCGUCGAGACAGUCUUCACGCGUCCGGACUCUUGUACUUGAAUCAACAAGUGUAAGCACGGGCCGGACUGGUUACCCAUCUCCUAAAUCCGUGCACUGGGCGGAUGAGAUUCAGGGCCAUACUGGUCCACAAAUCGAAAUAGACAUUGGAUCACGCAGGGUCGAUGGACACAGUUUCAACACGGUUGAUGCAUUAGAUGCCUUCUCCUUGCCAACGUACUACUCAAACCCCACUUCUCAGACGCAUGACCGUACAAGUUCUUUCACCAAAACUUUAAUCACAGUGCAGGAUGUAGAACACCCAUCCGACAGAGUGACAUUGAUGAAAUUGGACGGCGAUACGAGUUAA
Messenger RNA from Cladophialophora bantiana CBS 173.52, 951 nucleotides. RefSeq lists its product as uncharacterized. Bases 1 to 951 code for a protein of 316 amino acids. The transcript has 2 exons. Lineage: Eukaryota; Fungi; Ascomycota; Eurotiomycetes; Chaetothyriales; Herpotrichiellaceae. The record is from RefSeq and is a predicted model, not a curated record.